Messenger RNA from Trichoderma virens Gv29-8, 954 nucleotides. RefSeq lists its product as uncharacterized. Lineage: Eukaryota; Fungi; Ascomycota; Sordariomycetes; Hypocreales; Hypocreaceae. The annotation marks the transcript as partial. The transcript has 2 exons. The record is from RefSeq and is a predicted model, not a curated record.
CUUUCUUCAGGUGCCACGGCCGGAAUCGCAGUCGGCUGUGCUGCUGCCGGCCUCAUCAUUGGCCUUCUUGCUGCUCUGCUGCUCUUCCGCCGCCGAAGAGGCAGAAGUGUCCCAGACGUAAGCCGGGCGGCCAUUCUGGUUGAAUCCAAAGAACCUCCAUCGAGUGAAAAUAUCGAUGGCAUUGGGCCUGUUGCUGGUAUCCGACUGGGCCAAUUUCUCCUUGACGGUGCUCCAGACCAAGAAAUUGUCAGCGAGCUGCAGUCGUUGGGUGAGCUCAUCCGCCAGCAUGUUGAAGAUUACUACAGUCUUCAACCAGUGGACGCCAAUAUUGGAAUGUUGUCGCAGUCGCUCCAAAAUCUCGGAUUGGGAUCAAAUGGCUUGGCAUUAAAUACGGGGGAAAUCGCUGCUUUAUGUGCCAAUUCCUAUUCUCGUCACCUUGGCCUGCGCUACGUUAUUUCGAGUGUCAUUUUUGCAAGUAUCGACUUCCACUCCCGCAGCAAUCUGUCAAUGCUUCCUGGACCAGCUGCUGGAUUACUCCAAUCCAUUCCUGGAGCUGAAUAUGGCACAUUCUCUCAAGCUCUGCAGACGUGGCGCCGCCUGUCCGCUUUCCUCCUCCAUCAAAAUCGCAGCCAACGAACUUCUUUACAAGUGGACGCGCUCACGAUUGCACCACAAGCCCAAUUGGUCACCAACUCCUUAAACGAUUUCCUGGACGCCUUUGUCAUUCCGGGGAAAAGCAUCCAGCAGGCAAGCCACCUUCAGGAAGUUGUCAUUGAAUGCGCAAAGCUUGGCUAUGUGCUUUUCUCUCACCCGGUUGAUUGGAGGUUUAUUUUUGAAGAACCUUCGACUGGAUCGGCCGAUGGGCGUACAGUAGUUAUCUGCCCAGGUUUAGAAAAGUGCAGCGACCGUGAUGGAAAUCCUUAUACGCCGCCACGAAGAGUUGCUGCCCCGGUA